UCCUGGCACGCACCCUUGAAAGGCAAGACCCCGGGUGGAGUGAAGGAUGGCCCUGGGGCCUGCCUGCGGACAAUCUGGAGGGCCCCUCGGGCAGCACGGGCUCAGGGCCGCUCCGCCUGUUCCUGCUGCAGGAGGUGACGAAGAUGUCGGACGGCAGCCUCCUGGGGGACCCUGGGCGCACGCCGCUGAGCAGGAAGGAGGGUGUCAAGUGGCAGCGGCCAAGGCUCACCCGCCAGGCCCUCAUGCGGUGCUGCCUGGUCAAGUGGAUCCUGUCCAGCGCGGCCCCUCAGGGCUCAGACAGCAGCGACAGUGAGCUGGAGCUGUCCACGGUGCGCCACCAGCCGGAGGGGCUGGACCAGCUGCAGGCACAGACCAAGUUCACCAAGAAGGAGCUGCAGUCCCUCUACAGGGGCUUUAAGAACGAGUGCCCCACAGGCCUGGUGGAUGAAGACACGUUCAAACUCAUUUACUCGCAGUUCUUCCCUCAGGGAGAUGCUACCACCUACGCGCACUUCCUCUUCAACGCCUUCGACGCAGAAGGGAACGGGGCCAUCCGCUUUGAGGAUUUUGUGGUCGGUCUCUCCAUCCUCCUGCGAGGAACAGUCCACGAGAAACUCAAGUGGGCCUUUAACCUCUACGAUAUUAACAAGGACGGCUACAUCACCAAAGAGGAGAUGCUGGCCAUCAUGAAGUCCAUCUAUGACAUGAUGGGCCGCCACACCUACCCCAUCCUGCGGGAGGACGCGCCCCUGGAGCACGUGGAGAGAUUCUUCCAGAAAAUGGACCGGAAUCAAGACGGGGUGGUGACCAUUGACGAGUUCCUGGAGACCUGUCAGAAGGACGAGAACAUCAUGAGCUCCAUGCAGCUGUUCGAGAACGUCAUCUAGGACACGUGGGGGGAGGGGUGUCCCUGAGUGGCCGUUGCCACCUCUGCCCCAAAGAAACCUCAAUCCUGCCAGGAGCAGCCUCCAUGAGAAACUUUUUUCUAAUAUAUUUGCACAAAGUGAA
Molecule: messenger RNA, 1008 nt
Organism: Hippopotamus amphibius kiboko
Lineage: Eukaryota; Metazoa; Chordata; Mammalia; Artiodactyla; Hippopotamidae
Gene: KCNIP3
Product: potassium voltage-gated channel interacting protein 3
Exons: 8
Coding region: 144-887 (247 amino acids)
Biological process (GO): regulation of potassium ion transmembrane transport; negative regulation of transcription by RNA polymerase II
Cellular component (GO): nucleus; voltage-gated potassium channel complex
Molecular function (GO): RNA polymerase II cis-regulatory region sequence-specific DNA binding; DNA-binding transcription repressor activity, RNA polymerase II-specific; potassium channel regulator activity
Source: RefSeq, a predicted model, not a curated record